Molecule: messenger RNA, 2526 nt
Organism: Colletotrichum orchidophilum
Lineage: Eukaryota; Fungi; Ascomycota; Sordariomycetes; Glomerellales; Glomerellaceae
Product: flavin containing amine oxidoreductase
Exons: 5
Coding region: 1-2526 (841 amino acids)
Biological process (GO): amino acid catabolic process
Molecular function (GO): L-amino-acid oxidase activity; polyamine oxidase activity
Source: RefSeq, a predicted model, not a curated record
AUGGCACCUCCGGAACCCCUGCCCGUGGACUCAAAGGUCAGCUACAAAUACAUCUGGGCGCAAUUCGUAGCUCAGCGCAAGCUCGAAAACGAUCUCAAAGUAUCAAAGCUCAGCUUUCAAAAUCUUGGAGACGGGAGCAAUUUGACACCAGUAGCUGGAACCGUAUCUAGCCUUUCCGAAAUCUUGAAAAAGGCCACUGGAGGUGGUGUCAUCCCCCCCAAGCCGGGGCACUUCAAUGUCGGUAUUAUCGGCUCCGGUGUUGCUGGGCUCUUCACGGCCUUGGCCCUGGACUGGAUCAAUGACACCAUUGAGGAGCAAAAGGGAGCCGGGCACCUCAAGAUCACGUACGAGAUCUUGGAAGCGUCGGAUGAAAAGCGAUUUGGCGGCAGGCUCUACACCCACCGGUUCAGCGACGAUGGCGUCCACGAUUACUAUGAUGUUGGGGCCAUGCGUUUCCCCAAGAACGCAGUCAUGGACAGGACUUUCCGUCUUUUCAACAUGCUUGGCAUUGAACAGGGCCAGUUGGGCGAUCGCACGCAUGUCGAUGAUCCCCCACGUCUGAUCAAGUAUUAUUUGCGCGAUGACAACAAUGUGUGUCCUACCUACUUCAACAAUGUUCGAAAGGUCGGCAACCCGUUCUUUCCCGAUGACGAAACAAAGACGGACCCCUUUGGUCUGAAUAAGGGAAUUGCAGAAGACAAGCAAAUACCGGAUAGGCUUACGAGGACGGAUCCUGGUGUCCUUUUUGAGACGGCGAUUGGCGAUUUUAUUGCAUACGUGAAGAAGUCUCUCGAUGAUUACAUAGACGACGGAACUCCGAUGAACCCGGAGGACGAGAAAAAGCUAUGGGACCUUCUGAUGCGAUGUGAUCAGAUGAGCGUCCGGCAGUUCUUGCGCUCUGUCGAAGUCCCGGGCUUCCCGGAGGACGCACCAAAGGGGCCGGGCUUCAGUUACAACACCAUACAAUGGCUCGAGACGGCCACCUAUGGCACAGGCUGGUAUGAUCAAAGCUUAACCGAAGCCGUCCUGGAAAGCAUCGACUUUUACAUCACCGAUGACCCGAAAAAGGGCAAAGAAAUCAACAAUCAUUGGUUUUGCAUCGACGGUGGCGCUCAAAAGAUUGCAGAAGAGAUGCGCAAGAACUUGAAGAACCAGUCCGCCAUCCAGUUCAACACGCAGGUCGUCGGCAUGGAUGCCAAUGUCCAACUCAACAAGCGCGUGACCAAAGACAUGACCCUGAAGCUUCGAGACAGCGCCACCGGCAAAGCACUGCCGUCCAAGGACUACUUUACCGUGUUCAACGCGACCACGUUGGGAUCGGUGAACCGAAUGGACCUCUCCAAAGCCGGCCUGCUCUGGGAUACGAAGCAAGCCAUCCGCUGCCUGGGCUACGGAGCGUCGUGCAAGGUCGGCAUCAAGUUCAAGACCCCCUGGUGGCAGAAGGCGCCGUACAACAUUGACCAUGGCGGCAUCGCCCGUACGGAUCUGCCUGCCCAAGUCUGCGUCUAUCCUUCGUACAAUAUCAAUAAGGAUGUCGAUCCUCGAGACAAACCUGCCGUCCUCCUCGUCUCCUACACCUGGGGCCAGACAGCGCAACGCCUGGCCAGCCUCAUUGCGUCAAAGCCACGCGGCAAGCCAAACGCCGAGAUUCUCCGCGAAGAAGCUGAAUUGAGAGACGUCAUGCUCCGAGAUCUCGCCUACCUGCACACAGAAGACCCCAAUGACAGCGCCCAGCUGCAAAGGACUCUCCAACACAUCACCGAACAGUACGUGGAGCACCACGCGUACGACUGGUACCACGAUCCCAACAUGGCGGGCGCCUUUGCCUACUUUGGCCCCAGCCAGUUCAGCGAGCUGUAUCCGGCCAUCACGAAGCCCAAUGCGGGCGGCCAGCUCUACUUUGUCGGCGAAGCAGCGUCGGCGCAUCACGCGUGGGUCGUGGGCGCGCUCGAGAGCGUCGUACGCGCACUCUGGCUCCUGUUCGACACCCUGCACCAGGGGAGCAGGAACGAUCCCAAUACACAGGGCGCAUACGAAGCCUAUAAAUGGGCCAUGGACCUCCUCGAGUGCGGCCACAUUGAACAACAGCCGACAGGUGGAAAGAAGCCCGCGGUCCGGAAGGCCAAGAGUCCGUUACCGUUCUACCCGCUGCCUGCCGAAAUGCCCCGCGAACGCAGGCAGCACAGUCACAAUGACUCUGACGAGUCUGACGACACCGACACGCAAGGAGGCCCCGGCCCUGCCGUGACGGUUGUUGAGUCUGCGGGACUGCCUGAAGUAUUCCAAGCUGUCGAGGUGGCCGAGGAUGCGCGAGCCGUUGCCUUUUCUCAGCCGCCCGUGCCACCCGAGACCAUCAGCCCUCAGAGCACUCAGGAUUUGUCUGACCAUCCCGAGAUGGAUGGUACGACUGAAGUACCGCUCAAGUAUGGCGCUGCACUUGUUGCACUGAGCAUGGUCGAGUCGGUUCUGUCGACUCUGGCCGAAUUGUCAAAGGAAGAAUUGGACGACCAAAUCAGCAAACUUUGA